CCCCCUGUGAUGCCAACCGCUCCGUGGCUGGUCUGAACAGCAUGUCUGUCGAUGCGGUAUAAUCUGAAAGCAAACCGGGACAUUAUGGGGCAGACGGUGUGUUGAUGGAGAUGCGACGGUGCAUGAAAGAGACAGUUGGCCUCUGCGGUGGGAUGAAGUAUGAUCGGCGAUAAACACGCAGAGGAACACCGAGAUAGAAAUCUAAGUCAACAUAAUCAGUCUGGACGUCGGGGGGGAAGAUAAGGACCGCGAUGGCUUCGAUGAAAACAACGUUAUUCGUGUUUCUACACUGGGGGCUCCACUACGCUGUGAGUCGCGACGUAUCUGUUCCUCCUGGGAUCCUUUACCGUGUCGCAGGGUUCCCCCUCUCCCUGCCCUGUGCUGUAUCGGGGUUCGAAGGACCACGUACGCAGGACUUUGAGUGGUACCUGUACAGGGAUGAUUCUGGUGGACAUCAGAUAGGUGUGGUGUCUACCAGGGACAAGGGCUUCCCUUACAACCCAUUUCAGACUCGGGUGAAGAAUGGGGAGGUGAGGGUGGAGAGGGACUCUGGGGACAAAGUCCGACUGGUGAUCCAGAGACUUCGAGCUGAAGACCAGGGGAAGUAUGAGUGCUACACACCCAGCACGGACAUGACAUACCAGGGGAACUACAGCGCCUCAGUGCCUGUCAAAGUGAUCCCUGACACACUCCAGGUCAGCUAUACCCGCUCCCUCACCAGCCAACCUGUGCCAGAGGGGGCCGAGUUAACUCUGACAUGCUCAGGAGGCAUACAAUCAGAGCAGCUCACCCAUCUGUCUGUCACGUUUGGAAAGCGUAAUAAUGGAGAGGGCUUGGGGGCUGAAGGUGGAGGGGAGUUCAGCAACAUAAGGGAGAUUAUCUCCAUCGACAAGCUGCUGGGGGUUGUCCCUGGACGUAUGUACAAGAAGCGGUACGAUGAUGGAGAGAUCACGCUUGAGAAGAGGAACAAGGAAGGGGGUCUGGGCGAGUACGUGAUGAAGAUGAGGGCAGUGCAGCCAGACGACAGCGGCUCAUAUUUCUGUGAGUCCACGCAGUGGAUUCGCGACCCCGAUCGAUCCUGGCAGAAGAUCGCCCAGAGGACGCUGGAUAUUGGCAACUUGACCGUUCAGCAACUAGCGGAGUCUCUGAGUAUAACGUCCUCUCCCAGAGGCGAGGUGACCCUGCAGGUGGGGGCUCCUCUCAUCCUGACCUGUGAGGUGUUAGGGCUGCCGUCUGAGGUAAACUCAGGGCUGCUGGUUCAGUGGAUGAAGAGGGGAUCAGCGAGCAGCGAUGGAGCUGGGAGUGGGGGGGUCGAGGUGGAAGUGGCCCGGUUAAGCCCGGACGGUGUUGUGAGUUGGGGAGACGACCUCAGCCGAGCUAGUGGGGGCUCCAUGGAGAAAGUGGGGGAGGGGAGAUAUACUCUGAAGCUGUUCUCAGGCCAGCCUUUAGACUCUGGGGUGUACCGGUGUGUGGUGAGUGUGUAUGCUGGAAGAGCAAACCCUGACCCGUCCACUCCUGUUACACUCACCCAGAGGUCUGAGGGAGUCACCGUCAACCUCAAAAGCAAAGAUGUGCUGGUUGCAGCUGUGGCUCAGCUCCCUCGAGGCCCACUGCUAAAAAGAGGCAGCACCAUCACCUUGAUCUGCAACGCCACCGUGACGACCACAGGUCCCGCCCAGGCACAGGUGCAGUGGCUGCGGUGGCCAAUCCCUGCUCGAGUUAUCAAGAAGGUGGAGAGCCCGGCAUCUGCUGUUACUGUACCGAAUCCCCCUGUGCAGGAUGGACCGAGCGUGAUAGCCGCCCUCAUGUACGACGGUGUUGCCGAGAUCUACGCUAACACUAGCGAAGUUAGCAUCGACCGCCUGUCGGGUAUCAGCUACAGACUCAGGGUCCACUCGGCUACAAUGGAUGAUCAGGGCAUGUAUGCGUGUCAUGCCCAGGCGUGGGGUCAGGACCCUCAUGGAGGCUGGUACAACACAGGGGCCAGAGCAGAGUCCAAUGCAGUGACCGUCUACCUGUAUUCCAGAGCUGAAGACCUCCUCCUCAUCCCUCUGGUUGUCGGCGUCUCUUCGGCCUUGUUUGUGGGCAUCCUCAUCAUCUCAACAGUGACCUGUUGCUUCAUGAAGCGACUGGCAAAGCAGCGCACUCCAAAAUAAGUUGACCCGCUGUUGCUGCCGAUCUGAAGUCUGAAUGUUUGCGAAGAGGCACAAAGACGUGAUGCCCAGAACAUAAUGGGCUAAAAAUGGUUGAGAAAUAACUUAAAGACAAGAAUGAAGUGAAAAAUGACCCUGCUGGUUUUCUGUGUUUAGACCUUUCUGUUUAACAACCAAUGCCAAAAGAUUCUGUUUUAAAUUAUCUUGUAUUUUUAUAUCCAAAACUCCUCUAGACAUAUUUUAGUCACCAUACAAUGACCCUUACUGGGCCAAGCCCUACAUUUUUUUAGACCAUUUUGAUGUUAGUUAACCUAGAUUAUUAAUGAUCCCUUUGUUGCAGAUUAACUUUCGGUCCAGAAUGGAAAAUGGUAAAAAUUGGCAAGAUUUUUGUGACAUGGUCAAAAGUAAAGAAGGUACUGCAGGUUUCUUUUGUUUCACAUGAGAGAAAUCUUUUAGUUGCAGUAAACAUUCUCAAGGAAAAUUCAAACAAACUACCCUCUUAAAAGUCAUUGUUUGAUUGUUUCAUUUUUAGAUCAACACAUUUCGUAACAGUUCUAUUUUCACACAAAGGAUAUUCUGUGUUUUCACAAAUUGUUUAUACUGUUCCAGUUGUUUUCCUCACACUGCGUGUUUUUCUUUUAAUGUCUAUGUCCGUCUGCAUGAUAAAGCCUCUAGCACUGCCACUGACAGUCACAUGAAUGCUGAUGGGAGCAGUUCAGCCUCCAAAACUUAAUAUAAGCAGGGACCUUCCACUGCUUGCAGCCCAAAACCACUCUGCAUGUAAACACAGUCUCUGUCUGUUACUUAAUAAGGCAGGCGCUGGCUGGAGGCUUUCUAAUGCCAAGACCAAUUGAGAAUCAAUUCUAAACACAAGCAUUCCUCGCCUGUGACGCUUCACACUGAAGUGAGUUUUCUAUAUGGACUUGUAUAGAUUCGACUAAGAUAAAUGGACAAUAUAUCCAUUAUGCACUGAGCCAAUAUGUAAAUAUUGUAUGGAGUUUAGCAGUUUUUAUUUUUCUUGAUGCGAGAAAGACUGCUUUCUUUGGCAAAGCUCUUGUGUUUAAUAUUCUGCAGCAGUCUGUUCUGCUCUUUUGAAGCACUUAGACACAAAUGGGACUGCGACCAAAGCUCCUCGGUAUCCUUCUCUUACUUGAUAUCCUUCAGGCUGAAAAGUCACUCCUUUGCUGUACUUGAGCAAAUACUUAUAAUAGUGUUUUUUUUCCUAUUGCCCUUUGUGUCUGAGACAGAAAAACAGUACUGUGUAAAAGAAUCCUCUGUUUGUUACACUAACAGAAAAACGUUUGUGUUGUUUAACACGGUUUGGAUUUCUUGUCCCGAGUUUAAAACCUCCUAAGCAGCACAGUCAUAUGACCUAAUAGUUGAGUGAAGUCUCACUAUCGUUGGCAUUGCAGUCAUCAUGUGGUUCAGGCCACACAUUGCUGCAGCCAAGACCUAUUAUGACUAUAGCCCUGCUGCUAGCCACCAGAAAUCUGUAGGACAGAUUUAUUCUUUGCACACUCAUGAUUAGUGAAAUCCAUCCUCCACCUCCUGUCCGGAGUAACACUUAAGAAAAGUUUGAGCUUGCCCACAUUGUGUGCCCACUUAAAGCAAGAUACAUGUUUGUGGAAAGGAGGAAGAAAGUCAAAUAUGUUGUUAUCCAGCUUGUGGUUCCCUCUUGAAAUUAUUCCAGGUCAUUUUUCUGCUUUGCUAAGUUUGUUUGCACUGAGCUAUACUUUAUGGUCGCAGUUUGUCUUACUGUCUGUGUCUGUCUCCUGGUUUCAAUAUGAGAGUCCAUCUGAAUCUGCCUCUCCUGCCCAACCUGUGUGCUCUAAACCCCCGAUUAUAGAUGUUUUUCACGGAUAUUAGGGAAUAAAAAUCACGGCUCUGCUUGCUUCCUGAGCCACUUUGUUCCAGAUCAACUAUUCAGAGCUGAUUUGUUCCCCCACAUACCCAACCGCCACAUAAUAACACACUUUUGCACACACAUGCACUAAAUGAUUCCCAGGCAUACACAGCCCAGAAGCAGCAGCACAGUGGUGGCUGGUGUUUCAGAUGAAAGUAGGUGAGUAUCUGCGUGCUCAUCUCUAAUCCCUGGUUAUGACUGCAGUUUGUAUCCUGCUGCCCUUCCCCCUUUAUCUCCCACUAUAUCUCUUACAGGCAGUGUGGCUCGCAAUCAAUUCAUUUCUUUCUCUUCCCUGAGAAAUACAGCCAGCUGUUAAAAGUGUAGCUCACAGCGUGCAAAGUGUGAAAGCUGCUGUCUAAGUUGUACUAUUCUUUAAGGCUGUGUUUAACCCUUUUGUGAAGGUGUUAUGUUUUGUUUGGACUGUUUACUCUAUGCUUUAAUACCACUGUUCCUGAAUGCAUCUUGCUACCAUUGAAAUACAAAAAUGGCGGGUUAUAACUCAGUUUGUUUCUUAUGGUGCUUUGGCGAACCUGCCAGUUGUCAAACCAAUAAACCACUCUGGAAUUAAA
Eleginops maclovinus (Patagonian blennie) is the source of this 4625-nucleotide messenger RNA. It is a transcript of the gene igsf8, whose product is annotated as immunoglobulin superfamily, member 8. NCBI's taxonomy places the organism in Eukaryota, Metazoa, Chordata, Actinopteri, Perciformes, Eleginopidae. The transcript is spliced from 8 exons. The record is from RefSeq and is a predicted model, not a curated record. Gene Ontology annotation, cellular component: membrane. Bases 252 to 2156 code for a protein of 634 amino acids.